GUUUCUAAGUAGAACACACGUUUGUUUUCCGGUGCAUGUCGGAUGAAUGAUACCUAUUUUCAAUUUUCUUUUCAUUAGUUUUGCAAUAUAUUCAUAUAAUCGUACAAAGCACUAAAAUUGCGACAAUGUCGGAAAUUCUGAACGUGCCGAGCUCAGCAUCUUCUGAUAGCGAAUGUACCGAACAAAAAGGUGAUACGGAUGAUGCAUUCAUAGGCGAUCUUAUCAAUUCUCGCGAUGGAACAAACAGUAUAGAUAUAAGUCGAUGCUGUCCCGCCUCUCCAACGACGGUUCCCGUUAAAUCGAGUCGCUCGAAUUCAUCCGGUUCACAAAUACGUUCACCAAAAGCAAGACGGCAACGAACAACAUCAGUCAACCAAAACACAAUUAACCAAAAUGAAGCCAUAAUUCGAUCGAACAAUCGCACAAUAUACACUGCUGGGCGGCCUCCUUGGUACAAUUGUGCAGGCCAACAAGUGGAACCUUUCGUCAUUGGAAUUUGCGGUGGAAGUGCUUCUGGGAAGACAACUGUUGCUCGAAAAAUCAUCGAAAGUUUGGAUGUUCCGUGGGUUACAUUGUUGUCAAUGGAUUGCUUUUAUAGAAUAUUGAACGAAAAACAACACCUCCAAGCUACCAGAAAUGAAUACAAUUUUGAUCACCCGGAUGCAUUUGAUAUAGAACUUAUGAAGGAUGUUCUACAGCGUUUAAAAGAAGGGCGAAAGGUUGAAGUUCCUGUUUAUAAUUUCGUAACUCAUUCCAGAGAAGCUCAUACGAAAACGAUGUACGGUGCUAACGUAAUUAUUUUCGAAGGAAUUCUGACUUUCCAUAAUCCAGAAAUACUCGAGAUGUUGGAUAUGAAAAUUUUUGUCGACACUGACUCAGACAUACGUCUUGCGCGACGUUUGAAGCGUGAUAUCCAGCAACGAGGUAGAGAUUUGGAAGGUGUUCUUAAACAAUAUUCUACUAUGGUGAAACCCGCUUACAGUAAUUACAUUGCACCUACAAUGGCCCACGCUGAUAUUAUUGUUCCUCGAGGCUCUAGCAAUGUCGUUGCUAUCCAUUUGAUAGUUCAACAUGUUCACACGCAACUACAACUGAGAGGAUUCAAGUUGCGUGAAACAUUAGCCCACUCUUACAUAGGCCAACCAAUGCCGGAGUCGCUCAAGCUGUUGCCUACAACGCCACAAGCUAAAGGUCUUCACACGUUCAUCCGCAACGCAGGCACACCAAGGGAUGAGUUUAUUUUUUACUCGAAACGUCUGAUACGGCUGGUGUUGGAAUACGCCUUGAGUCUUUUGCCGUUCAAGAAUGUCCAGGUUGAAACGCCGCAAAAUGUGGUUUAUGAAGGAAAACGUAUGGCGUGCCAGAAAAUUUGUGGCGUAUCGAUCCUUCGGGCAGGCGAAACAAUGGAGCAGGCGGUUAGUGAUGUUUGCAAACAUAUUCGAAUUGGUAAAAUUUUGAUUCAAACAAAUCAGCUGACGGGAGAACCUGAGUUAUAUUACCUGCGUCUACCCAAAGACAUCAAGGAUUAUCGUGUAAUCCUAAUGGACGCAACAGUUGCUACUGGUGCAGCCGCCAUAAUGGCUAUCCGAGUACUACUCGAUCAUGACGUUCCUGAAGAAAACAUAAUGUUAGUUUCACUGUUAAUGGCUGAAAUAGGCGUACAUUCUAUUGCGUAUGCCUUCCCGAAGGUUCAGAUAGUGACUUCUGCAUUGGAUCCUGAGAUAAAUGAAAAGUUUUAUGUUAUACCGGGGAUAGGCAACUUUGGGGAUAGAUAUUUCGGUACAGAACCUACCGACACGGAAGUAUUGUAUGAAUGAAGCUUGUGAUCAAUAAAAGUUGCAACAAUAUAUGUAUAUAUUCA
Messenger RNA from Toxorhynchites rutilus septentrionalis, 1861 nucleotides. RefSeq names its product uridine-cytidine kinase-like 1. NCBI's taxonomy places the organism in Eukaryota, Metazoa, Arthropoda, Insecta, Diptera, Culicidae. The coding region runs from base 126 to 1817 and encodes 563 amino acids. The record is from RefSeq and is a predicted model, not a curated record. The transcript is spliced from 7 exons. Gene Ontology annotation, molecular function: ATP binding; kinase activity. Gene Ontology annotation, cellular component: cytoplasm.